Messenger RNA from Mastomys coucha (southern multimammate mouse), 1285 nucleotides. RefSeq names its product C-type lectin domain family 4 member A-like. NCBI's taxonomy places the organism in Eukaryota, Metazoa, Chordata, Mammalia, Rodentia, Muridae. Bases 271 to 1050 code for a protein of 259 amino acids. The transcript is spliced from 6 exons. The record is from RefSeq and is a predicted model, not a curated record.
ACUUUUCACAGUGUUUGCAUAUCCAUGCCGCACACAUUUGAAGCUUGCGAUUCUUUUUUUCUGGCUGUGGUUAUCGGACCUCUGUGGCCCAGAGAGUUCCACCCUGUAGAUUUAAAUUUUCAUGCUGUACUCUCAGAGGUGCUUGCCCAUUUAGUGCCUCUGCACCUUCUUCUGAAUGCUGGAUUAUUCCUUGCCAAGUUUAUUUCUUGUUUAUAUAAAAUAUAUUAAGACUGAUACAGGUUCUCUGAAGAAAGCAGGUCUCUUUUCAGUAUGGCGUUACCAAACAUUUAUACCGAUGUGAAUUUCAAAAAUCAACCUUUUUCCUCAGGCAUCACCUCAGACUCGUCUUCAUGUACCAUCUCAGACUCGUCUUCAUGUACCAUCUCAAACUCAUCUUCAGCUCUCCCAAAGAAGACCACCAUUCACAAAAGUAACCCUGGCUUUCCCACGCUGCUUCUUGCCUUGUGGAUAUUUUUCCUGCUGUUGGCAAUAUCAUUCUCUGUUGCUCUGAUCAUUUUGUUUCAAAUGUAUUCUAAUCUCCUUGAAGAAAAAAAUACUCUAGAACAACUGAAUCACGCAAAAUUGCAUUGUGUAAAAAACCACUCGUCUGUGGAAGCUCCUUCUUCCAAUGAAGACAAAGUCUGGAGCUGUUGUCCAAAGAAUUGGAAGCCAUUUGGUUCCCAGUGCUACUUCACUUCCCGAGACUCUGCAUCCUGGAGUAAGAGUGAGGAGAAGUGCUCCCUCAGAGGUGCUCAUCUGUUGGUGAUCCACAGCCAGGAAGAGCAGGAUUUCAUCACCAAUUCUCUGAACCCUCGUGCUACUUAUUAUGUGGGGCUGUCAGAUCCAGAGGGCCAUGGACAAUGGCAGUGGGUUGAUCAGACACCAUACAAUCCAAAUGCCACAUCCUGGCACUCAGAUGAACCCAGUGGCAGCACAGAAUUGUGUGUUGUGCUAAGUUAUCAUCCAAAUGUUAAAGGAUGGGGCUGGAGUGUCGCCCCCUGUGACGGUGAUCAUAGAUUGGUUUGUGAGAUGAGGCAGCUCUACUUAUGAAGAAUUCUCUCCAAACACAUGAUGUGAUUGGAGUGGAAGUUGUGAUUAUAGAGACAGCUAGGAAGUUCUUCAUUUGGUUCUCUUAGGGAUCAAACAGGGACUUGGAAUUGUAUCAGCAAGCUAGGUUCUUAGAUUCCUCUCCUCCUCUUCUCCCCUCCCUCCCUCCCCCACUUGAUCUGUCUUUCUGACUGUCUCUCUGCCUGUCUCUCUGUCUCUCUCUGUCUCUGUCUCUCUC